UAUAGGUUAAGCCUUUCACUGUUGAUUUCAAAAACCGAUUUCCUUUCUCGGGUCUCGUCAUGCGAGGGAUCCUUACUCCGGUUAGAAAGUUCAUCACUUUUAGGACGCUGACCGCGUCACGUGUCACCUCGGAGAUUCACCGAGUUCGCGAGUUAACGUGACAGAUUAUCAGAACUAAGUAGGAUCCACUUCAUAGCACUGACCGUUUCGAUUGUUGUCGGCUAACCGGCAUUAUUUGUGCUCGACUGUAUUUUGUGAAAGAAGAUAUAUCAUUGUUGAAAAUUGUAAACUUCGGAGUGGUAUAUAUAUAUUUACAUUGCUUGUACGAUUGAAAAAUUACAUCCACAAAGAUGUAUGCAUUGUAAUGAUAAGAAUGAAACUCCUGGUGAGAACAGCAUGAAAAUUGUAAUAUAAGUAAAUUUAUAUCCUGGACAAAUGGAUUUUAAAAUCCAGCCAUGCGUGCAAUAGAAGCACUAAAUCGCUGACAAGUGUUCGUUUAUAUGUGACUGAAACGAUUAUAACAAAUGUGGGUUAACGUAUGAGAGCUCGAAGAUUAUUCGCUUUUCUUUGAUCAGUAUCAAUAUUUUUGACUGUCCUUCUACAGUAUUAUGAUACCACUAACUUGAAGACUGUCAAGAUCCAAUGCUUGCAUUUAUUCAAUAAAUUGAAAGGUAUUUUUUCGAACGACUGUGAUAAAGUAUCAUCAUCAUGGAAUUGAAGAGCGAAAAAGUUGAACAUGGAGAGAAUCCAAAAACAGUUCGAGUUGUAUUUUUUUCAUUAUUACUAGAUCUACUAGCAUUUACCAUGAUUUUACCACUACUACCAGCAAUUUUGGAUCAUUAUAAACAAUUAGAUGAUAAGAGAGGACUAUACUCUUUAAUUCUUGAACAAAUCCAACGUGUACAACUUUACCUCAAUGCUCCUGACAGAGUAAAUUCAGUUUUAUUUGGAGGUUGCCUUGGCUCACUAUAUUCCUUCAUGCAAUUUUUGGGAUCACCAAUUAUAGGAGCCCUGUCCGAUGUUUACGGAAGACGACCAGUUAUGUUGCUAUGCUUAAUAGGCAUUACAAGCUCUUAUGUUCUGUGGGCUCUCUCUCAUAAUUUUCUUAUAUUUGUCUUGGCAAGAUUCAUCGGUGGCCUUAGCAAAGGCAAUAUUAACUUAUCCAUGGCUAUCAUCAGUGAUGUCACGUCUUCAAAGACAAGAGGACGAGCUAUGGCUCUAGUAGGUAUAGCUUUCUCAAUUGCGUUUGUUGUGGGUCCAAUGAUCGGGGCAUUAUUCGCAUGGAACUCAAGCAAAUCCCGAGAAGGCUAUUGGUUUGCAAUCCCAGCUUCCUUUGCUCUUUUACUUUCUAUUAUCGAUCUUCUUUACAUCGCCUAUAAUUUAGAAGAAAGUUUACCACUCAAGUAUCGAGCUAAAUCUCUUGCCAGUGGAAUUCAGGAUGCUAUUGCUUACAUAAAUCCCAUGGAUUUGUUUCAAUUUAACGGCGUUUCUGGCUUAACAAGUCAUGAAUUACACAGUUUGAGAGUCCUGGGACGAUGUUACUUUCUGUACUUAUUUAUCUACAGUGGACUAGAAUUUACAUUAACGUUCCUGACCCAUCACUUUUUCGGGUUUACUAGCAUGCAACAAGGCUGGAUGUUUCUUGGAAUUGGAUUAACAAUGGCCAUAUUACAGGGCAGUUGGGUGCGAAGAAUACCGUCGCAUAAAACCAAAACUGUGGCAGAAUUGGGACUCUGGUUAAUUAUUCCAGCAUUCAUUUGUGUAGGGUUAGCAAAGGACAAAUUAAUGCUCUAUCUCGGUGUCUUCCUCUUUGCAGUUUCAACAGCUAUGGUCGUAACUUGCAUGAUGACCCUAGUUACACAUACUGGGCCAGAAAAUCAAAAAGGAAUAAUAACUGGUAUUUUCCGUUCUCUGGGUGCCUUAGCUCGUGCUUGCGGACCUAUCGUUACUUCCAUAGCCUUUUGGAGCAUCGGCAGUACCAUUACGUACUUAAUCGGUGCAGCCGCCCUUGUUAUUCCUCCUUUGAUACUUCGAAGUAUACAUUUUACGCAAACUUAAAUGCCAUCAAAGACGAUGUCGGU
Molecule: messenger RNA, 2081 nt
Organism: Orussus abietinus
Lineage: Eukaryota; Metazoa; Arthropoda; Insecta; Hymenoptera; Orussidae
Gene: rtet
Product: major facilitator superfamily domain-containing protein 10
Exons: 7
Coding region: 709-2058 (449 amino acids)
Biological process (GO): transmembrane transport
Cellular component (GO): brush border membrane
Molecular function (GO): transmembrane transporter activity
Source: RefSeq, a predicted model, not a curated record